AUGUUGAGAAACACUUUUUUAAGAAACACCUCGAGAAGGUUUUUGUCUACCGUCAAGCAACCUUCCAUCGGAAGAUACACUGGUAAGCCAGAUCCUUCCACGGGAAGAUACACAGUCUCAUUCAUCGAAGGUGAUGGUAUCGGUCCAGAAAUUUCUAAAUCAGUGAAAAAAAUCUUUAGUGCAGCAGACGUUCCCAUAAAUUGGGAGUUUUGUGAUGUAAGCCCCAUCUUCGUGAACGGGUUAACUACCAUCCCAGAUCCUGCCGUACAAUCUAUCACCAAGAAUUUAGUUGCUUUGAAAGGCCCUCUAGCCACACCAAUUGGUAAAGGUCACAGAUCUUUGAACCUGACCCUAAGAAAAACAUUCGGUCUGUUUGCUAAUGUUCGUCCUGCCAAAUCUAUCGAAGGUUUCAAGACUACUUAUGAAAACGUUGACUUAGUCCUUAUCAGAGAAAAUACUGAAGGUGAAUACUCCGGUAUCGAACACAUAGUUUGCCCCGGUGUUGUUCAAUCCAUCAAAUUGAUUACAAGAGAGGCCUCCGAGAGAGUCAUCAGAUAUGCUUUUGAAUACGCAAGAGCCAUUGGCAGACCAAGAAUCAUCGUGGUACAUAAAUCUACUAUCCAGAGACUAGCUGAUGGUCUUUUCGUUAGUGUUGCCAAAGAAUUAUCUAAGGAAUACCCUGAUAUUACCUUUGAAACCGAACUUAUCGAUAACAAAGUGUUGAAUGUCGUUACUAACCCAUCUUCCUACACUGAUGCUGUCUCUGUCUGUCCAAAUCUUUACGGUGAUAUCCUAUCUGACUUGAACUCUGGUUUGAGUGCCGGUUCUUUGGGUUUAACUCCUUCUGCGAAUAUUGGUCAUAAAGUCUCUAUCUUUGAAGCUGUUCAUGGUUCUGCUCCAGAUAUUGCCGGAAAAGACAAAGCCAACCCAACUGCGCUACUUUUGUCCUCAGUUAUGAUGUUAAACCACAUGGGCCUAACUUCUCAUGCUGAUCAAAUUCAGAAUGCAGUUUUGUCUACCAUCGCAUCUGGUUCAGAAAACAGAACCGGCGAUUUGGCUGGUACUGCUACUACUUCCUCUUUCACUGAGGCAGUCAUCAAGAGAUUAUAA
Messenger RNA from Saccharomyces eubayanus, 1110 nucleotides. RefSeq names its product isocitrate dehydrogenase (NAD(+)) IDH2 (gene IDH2). Lineage: Eukaryota; Fungi; Ascomycota; Saccharomycetes; Saccharomycetales; Saccharomycetaceae. Gene Ontology annotation, molecular function: magnesium ion binding; isocitrate dehydrogenase (NAD+) activity; NAD binding. The coding region runs from base 1 to 1110 and encodes 369 amino acids. The record is from RefSeq and is a predicted model, not a curated record. Gene Ontology annotation, cellular component: mitochondrion. The transcript has a single exon. Gene Ontology annotation, biological process: isocitrate metabolic process; tricarboxylic acid cycle.